Messenger RNA from Peronospora farinosa, 249 nucleotides. NCBI's taxonomy places the organism in Eukaryota, Oomycota, Peronosporomycetes, Peronosporales, Peronosporaceae. The record is from the annotation of a GenBank genome assembly.
AUGCUCUGGAAUGCUGGGCACAACACGUGCCGAAAGAUGUUUGCUCAAGCCUCAGCUGCUCGACGUCCAUCGUUUCACAGCGAUCUAAGUGAAUGGAAGGCCUGCUCUGACUUCGACUCGACAUCAAGCGCAAACCCCACAAACACAAAGGCUGAAUGCGCUGUCUACAUUGCGCCGCUUUGUUAUCGUGGAAUUUCGCUUCAUCUGCUGACACGGAAUUUUUUCUAUCAGAGAUACAUUCACAAUUGA